AUGUCUCAGAGAGAUAAUGAUGCUCCUGCCUUAAAGGCAGCAGGUGCUAAGGAAUCUGGUGAAGAAUAUAUGUCCCAAGAGGAAGAAGUGUUUGAUGGUAACGAUAUUGAAAAUAAUGAGAACAAAGUUUAUGAAGAAUCAUUGGAUCUGGAUCUUUCAAAGAGUAACAGACAGGUGUGGCUAGUGCGUCUGCCCAUGUUCUUGGCAGAGAAAUGGAGAGAUCGUAACAAUAUUCACGGACAAGAAUUGGGUAAAAUUAGAAUCAACAAGGAUGGAAGUAAGAUUAAAUUGGUCCUCAACGAAAAUGAUAACGACUCCAUACCUCAUCAAUACGACUUAGAACUAACAAAGAAAGUUGUAGAGAAUGAGUAUAUCUUUACGGAACAAAAUUUAAAGAAAUAUCAACAGAGAGUUCAAGAGUUGGCAUCUGAUCCCGAGAAGCAAAGGCAGGCCUAUUUGAAGAAACAGGAGCGUGAAGAAGAACUGAAGAAGAAACAACAACAGCUAAGGCGUAGAAAUAAUAGAAGAAAAUUUAAUCACAGAGUCAUGACCGAUCGGGACGGUAGAGAUCGAUAUAUCCCAUACGUGAAGACAAUCCCAAAGAAAACUUCUAUCGUUGGAACCGUUUGCCACGAGUGUCAAGUCAUGCCAUCAAUGGAUGAUCCAAAUUACCAUAAGAUCGUCGAGCAAAGAAGAAAUAUUGUCAAGAACUAUAACAAGGAGAGAAUCACCACCCUAGACCAAACAGUGGGUGUCACCAUGAGCCACACCGGUAUGUCUAUGAGAUCUGACAACUCCAAUUUCUUGAAAGUUGCCCGUGAAAAGUCCAAGAGCAACACCAAGUACAUCCGUAUGCCCAAGAAAGAGAUUUUGGACUAUCUGUUUAAAUUAUUUGACGAAUACGAUUAUUGGUCCCUGAAAGGUCUAAAGGAAAGGACAAGACAACCAGAAGCCCAUUUAAAGGACUGCUUAGAUAAAGUUGCCACUUUGGUCAAGAAAGGUCCCUAUGCAUUCAAGUACACCUUGAGACCAGAAUACAAAAGACUCAAGGAUGAAGAAAGAAAGGCUACAUUGGGAGAACUUGCAGAUGAACAACCAGGAGAUGACGACACUUCAGGUUUCAACGCCAAUGAUGAACAAAACGCUCAUGGUGAGGAAGGUGAAGGUGAAGAAGAUAUCGAGAUGGAAGAUAUUGUGUGA
Molecule: messenger RNA, 1200 nt
Organism: Torulaspora delbrueckii
Lineage: Eukaryota; Fungi; Ascomycota; Saccharomycetes; Saccharomycetales; Saccharomycetaceae
Gene: TFG2
Product: transcription factor IIF subunit TFG2
Exons: 1
Coding region: 1-1200 (399 amino acids)
Biological process (GO): transcription by RNA polymerase II; transcription initiation at RNA polymerase II promoter
Cellular component (GO): transcription factor TFIIF complex
Source: RefSeq, a predicted model, not a curated record